Molecule: messenger RNA, 1947 nt
Organism: Corylus avellana
Lineage: Eukaryota; Viridiplantae; Streptophyta; Magnoliopsida; Fagales; Betulaceae
Product: Auxin efflux carrier family protein
Biological process (GO): endoplasmic reticulum to cytosol auxin transport
Cellular component (GO): membrane
Source: RefSeq, a predicted model, not a curated record
AGCACAGAAUAGGCCGAGAGAGCGACAAAGGAGGAAAUUUCCGUUGGUACGGAGUUGCAGUCCCAAGGGUAAAUUGGAUAUUACGGGGGAAAAAAGGCGGAGAAGUUUACCCCCCCACCUAUAUAGCGGACGAUUUCGAGCGCGACUAUUGUCGUAAAAUCAAAACAUUGAUUGGAAGGUAGCGUCUAAAGUCUCAAUUGAAGAGCCUAAGCAAGCGCAUAUAGACAGAGGAGCAAACGGAAGGGGGGAGAGAGUACAUCUGAUUCUUAUUGCGUGAACAAAGCGUGUCCGAGGCUAACCCCAUUCACAUUCGCAAGAAAGAAGAGAUUCUCUCGGGCGGGUACCUGAAAACCCAAGAGGCUUUUUCUUUUUUCUUUUUGGUUUUUUCCCCAAUACCGGAUAAAUCCGGUAAUUGAGCUCCGAGUUGUAAUUAAUUGAUUAAUAAACUAGUAAUAAAGUGGCUAAUUGGGUCCGGUGAAUGUGCUGCGGAGGAGCGUCCGAUUUGUUAGUAGUUGGGAGACGACGGCAUCAUGGAAAGAUUAUUAACGGCGGUGGACAUGGUGAACCAGGCGGCGGGAGGACAGUCGUUGUUAGGGACCAUCAAAAUCGCGGUUUUGCCCAUCGCAAAGGUCUUCACGAUGUGCUUCCUGGGAUUUCUCAUGGCUUCCAAGUAUGUCAACAUUUUGCCCGCUAAUGGAAGGAAACUUUUAAAUGGGUUGGUCUUUUCACUAUUACUUCCGUGUUUGAUAUUCUCUCAGCUCGGUCAGGCUGUCACCAUAGAGAAAAUGCUUGAGUGGUGGUUUAUUCCUAUGAAUGUUAUUCUGGGUACCAUGUCAGGCUCAUUAAUAGGUUUCAUUGUUGCAUCCCUAGUCCGUCCACCAUACCCUUUUUUCAAGUUUACAAUCAUACAGAUUGGAGUUGGGAAUAUUGGGAACGUACCACUUGUCUUGAUUGCGGCUCUUUGCAGAGACAAAUCUAAUCCCUUUGGUGACUCAGAAACAUGUAGCACAGAUGGAACUGCCUAUAUUUCGUUUGGGCAAUGGGUCGGUGCCAUCAUCUUAUACACAUAUGUGUUUCAUAUGCUGGCACCUCCCCUGGAAGGUUCAUUUGACAUUGAGGAUGUAAGUCUUCCCAUCAAGAGCAAUCUGAAGGAUGGCACAUCCGAACAGCUUCCACUGCUUACACAAGAGGAGGCUGCAUCAACAAAUUUAAAUGCUUCAGAAAAAGGAAUGAUGAAAGUUUUCUUUGUUUUUCUAUAUGAGAAGUUGAAGCUCAAGCAAAUACUUCAGCCCCCUAUCAUUGCUUCUAUCCUAGCUAUGCUCCUCGGUGCAGUACCAUUUUUUAAGCGAUUGAUCUUUACGACGGAUGCUCCUUUUUACUUCUUCACUGACAGCUGCAUUAUUCUUGGGGAGGCCAUGAUUCCAUGCAUUCUGUUGGCUUUAGGAGGCAAUCUUGUUGAUGGACCUGGAAGUUCAAAACUUGGCCUACGGACAACUGCAUCUAUUAUUUUUGCGCGGUUAGUUUUGGUGCCUCCUGUAGGGCUUGGCAUUGUCAUGUUGGCCGAUAAGCUUGGUUUCCUCCCUGCCGGUGAUAAGAUGUUCCGAUUUGUCCUACUUCUUCAGCAUUCAAUGCCAACAUCCAUCCUUGCUGGUGCUGUUGCCAAUUUAAGAGGCUGUGGAAGGGAAGCAGCUGCUGUCCUGUUCUGGGUGCAUAUAUUUGCUGUCAUCUCAAUGGCUGGAUGGAUUGUACUCUACCUUAACAUUCUCUUCUAGAACUGCAGCAAGCUGUUGCCAUGCCAAAUCUUCCAUUGUAUUUUGUCAAAUCUUAAAUUCAUUAGUAGCAAGUUGAAAUUUUUUUCUUAUUUCUGUCCCCUUCUCUUGAUAAUGUUGGGAAGUAGCAAUGUUUAUAAGAGCUGUUGUUAAGAAAGUGCUUAAAAUGUCCUCCCUA